AUUUUCGUUUGUUUUUCAGAGGGUCGUGGAAAAUCCGUGAAAUCCAUCUUAGACAUUUUAAUCGCCUUUUUUUUAGUUCAUCUACAUGGGAUACAGCCAAGUCUCGACUUCUGAGGGAAUCUACCCCUCUGUUUUUGGACAAUCACAUUCCACCGUAUCGCGGAUCACGAGGCAGUGGACGGCAUUGCAAUGUGCCGAAGUCCAACAAAUGCUUGUCUACACGCGACCUCCAACACCUACUUGCGUCUCAUUUGCGCAACUGGAUUUAGGAAUCGAAGUGGAGGAAAUGGAUUGCCUUGAUGAAAACAUGGUUGAUACCAGCAUGUCUUCAUCGUCCAUCCGGAUGGAUGACGUUGGAACCGCGCGAGAAGCGCAAUUUGUUCCCCAAAAUGUGGUUCUAAUUGGUGGGCAACAUGGUAUUCAUGUUGUAACGCAUUCUGCGGAUUCGACGAUUAAUGUUGAUACUGUGGUAACAACGACCGCGUGGCAUCCAUGUGACCUCGUCACCUCGCGUAGUAACAGACCAUGCAAAACGAGCACGUUCUCAAGCGAUGAUGAUGUGAAACCAUGGAUGAUUCCCACAUCAGUCGUUAUAAAAGGCACAAUAUUCGAUUCCAUGGGGUACUCGAGACCAAACGGCAUGGAUUUUCCGCAGUCCCACGUACCACCCAAUACUGUGGUUUCCGACGAUUCCCGAACCCACGAUCCUCCGCAUCGAUACACUUCAAGGAAUCCUGCAUACCAAGGCCCAUCCGUUCGAAGGAAGGGCUCUUACGAGCAGUGAAAAUUUGGCUUUCAAGCCUUACCCAAACGUCCGAAUCCUCGGGAUGCGGUGCGGGUUUCUCAAUUAUUAUUUGCUUUUUUUAUUUAAUCUUUAUCUCUCGAGAUAUCGUGAUUUAAAUAAAGAACAGACCUUAGAACGGA
Molecule: messenger RNA, 924 nt
Organism: Notodromas monacha
Lineage: Eukaryota; Metazoa; Arthropoda; Ostracoda; Podocopida; Cyprididae
Source: the annotation of a GenBank genome assembly